This is a messenger RNA of Cryphonectria parasitica EP155, 975 nucleotides long. RefSeq lists its product as uncharacterized. The transcript has 2 exons. The record is from RefSeq and is a predicted model, not a curated record. Lineage: Eukaryota; Fungi; Ascomycota; Sordariomycetes; Diaporthales; Cryphonectriaceae. The coding region runs from base 1 to 975 and encodes 324 amino acids.
AUGACUAAACGAGACAUCCAGACACUGAUGGACCUCCGAGAGAUACGAGGUGUGCAUGUGAAUCCUCGAAAGCGAGAAACCGACACUGCAACCAAUACUCCAGUCCCCGAACCAAAGAGACAGUGUAUCGCGGUCCAAUGCGAUCAUCAGGGCACCACAUCUGCGAAUUGUCCGCCAACCAGGGUCGAAGAACCAGGAGCUGCUGAAGUAGAGAACACCGUAGACUCCGAGUCAGACACAGUCACAGCUAAAAACGCUACAACAAUUGCAAAUGCGCCCGAUCAAAAAGCCGAGAGCAGCCGAAAGACGCAGCUAGCAGACGAAGCUUCACCAGCAGAAACAAGCCGAAUUCGAGGUAUGGAUAUGGGUUGCCAGGGAAAGCCUGGUGACGCCACUGCACUGAGUCUGGAGGCCCGGCGCAAAAUCAUAACAGCGACUCUUUCCCGAUGCUAUGUGGCAGUUUACCCCGUUCAAACGUUCGCGGAUCUGAUUAAACAAUCAGGGCAAGACGUUAAAUUCUCCCGGCAUUCGUCACAUACAGAACACUACUGCUCACAGAAGAUCGGGUCUGGCGCCACGGGCUUCUAUAUUCGGUUUACUCAGGACGCUUUCGAAGAAAUAGGGCCAUGGCUUCGUCAUGCCAGUUUCCCUCUUAGCAAACCUGUUCGAAGCUGGAUGCCAAAACUACGCAACGUCCAUCUUCUGGCAUCUACGAGGCAGCGUCACUCAUAUCAGAAAGAGCUGCAACAUAGUCUGGGAGGAAGCACCGGAUUGGAUUCAUUUUCUGACGUAUUUGCGAUCAGUACGGUCGCAGGUGCCCGAGUUUUCCAACUGGCAGCCUUUUUCAGGAUCUCCGUUUUGUUCAACGUCGUCACCUCUUCUCCAACCAUCAUCUUCUGCAAAAUGUACGAACAGGAAGAAAACGACGGAGUGCUGCGAGGGCAAAAGGCGGGUGCCCUUGUGGAUAGAGCUUGA